Messenger RNA from Neocloeon triangulifer, 7068 nucleotides. RefSeq names its product protein crumbs (gene crb). The transcript is spliced from 27 exons. The record is from RefSeq and is a predicted model, not a curated record. Gene Ontology annotation, molecular function: Notch binding; calcium ion binding. Gene Ontology annotation, biological process: establishment or maintenance of epithelial cell apical/basal polarity; Notch signaling pathway; heterophilic cell-cell adhesion. Gene Ontology annotation, cellular component: protein-containing complex; plasma membrane. Lineage: Eukaryota; Metazoa; Arthropoda; Insecta; Ephemeroptera; Baetidae. Bases 193 to 6753 code for a protein of 2186 amino acids.
GCGGCCGCUCUCGUCGUUGUGAGCGAGCGAAGUCUGAACCAGCAGACAGGUAGCAGCGCGAGAGGAAGGAAAAGUGACGGGCGGCGCAAGAAGAAGGAAAACAAACUUUUCCAGUCCGAGUGCCAAAAAAGUGCGUGGAGGAAAUCAAAGUGCCGAAGCUGAGGACAUGUGCGGCGCCUGGUACUGAGAGAGAUGGCGCGGUUCCUUUUCGCCCUGAGCCUAGGGUGUCUCCUGGGGUCGGUCUGGGGCGACCAGGGCGUUCCGAGCGAGAAAGGUCACCGCGAGGCGUACUUUGAUGGCUCGGCGCAUGUCAAGGUUCUGCUGGAGCGGCCGCUCAGUCUGCGGGGCUCCCACUUGGGACUCAGCUUCAAAACGUGCAAGGCGGGGCCCCUGUUCCGGCAGGAGGCCCGGCCGGGGGUCCCCGGCCUCUCGCUUGAGCUGCGGCCAGACGGCCUGCUGCUGUCCCAACUGGCCGCUGGCGGCUCUCGGGUGGACACGCUGCUCCCGUCCAGUCGGCUGCUGGACAACCGCUGGCACACGGUCGAGGUCGCCGACCGCCUCGGAAACGUCACCCUCUCCUCACCAGGCAUCGGCGAGGUGAGCGUGCUGGGCGAGCCGGAGGCGGCUGGGUCGGAGGCGACAACCCUGAUCGUGGGCGGCGACGGCUUCGAGGGGUGCAUCCUGGAAGGGCCGGGCGUGCAGUUGGCGGGCAGGGCGCGCUCCUCGGGCGCCGUCUGGGGCCCCUGCCAGACGCAAUGUGGCAGGUGCGGCGGCUGCGGACCCCACGGCCAGUGCAGCCCCAACGGACUCUGCCAGUGUCCACCGAGGUUUUCAGGCGCCCACUGUGAAAUUGACCUAGGUUCGCAGUGUUUCGGAAAGGGUGGCAACCCUUGCGGCGAGGGAGCGGCGUGCAUAGACCGUCCGAACGGCACCUUCACGUGCCACUGUUCGGAGGGUCGGCUGGGCCGGCUGUGCGAAUUGCGUUCGUGCGACACGUUGUUGUGUCUGAACGGCGGUUCGUGCGGCGCCGACUUGGCCGGAGGCGUCCAGUGCGUUUGUCCCGAGGGCUACAGCGGCGCUGAGUGCGAGGUGCGCGUCUCGCCGUGUCCACCAGACACGUGCCUCAACGGCGGCACCUGCGAGGAGCACCCGACCGCCGGCUUCAAGUGCCGCUGCGACCACACAGGAUAUGAGGGUGAACGGUGUGAGCAGAACGUGGAUGAAUGCGACCACAUAAAGCCAUGCCUCAAUGGCGGCACUUGUUUCGACACGUACGGCGGCUACGUGUGUCACUGCAGACCUGGCUUUGGCGGACAAAACUGUGAACAGAAUGUAAAUGAGUGCAGUUCCAACCCAUGUGGCGAAGAGGCCGAGUGCGUCGACAAGUUGGGCGGCUUUGAGUGCAUCUGCGCCCCUGGUGUUGCAGGGUGCGCGCCGCCCUGUUCAUCGUCGCCUUGCAGAAACGGCGGCACGUGUCGCGAGGCGGGUGGCUCCUUCAAGUGCACCUGCCCCCCUGGUUUCCUUGGCGAAAUGUGCCAGAUCGCCGAGUGCGAAAUCAGGGUGUGUCUCAACGGUGGCACUUGCACCUCAGAAGGGUGUCGCUGCCCCUCGAGAGCGACAGGGCCUUUCUGCGAGUUUUCGCGUGACUGCACUUCGGAACCCUGCCUCAACGGCGCCACUUGUCAUGACACGACGGACGGAUUUGUGUGUGCCUGCGCCGCCGGUUUCAGCGGCCCGUCCUGCACUGAGGUGGAGAACGCGUGUCAGUCGGAGCCGUGCCUGAACGAAGGCAUCUGCGAUUCGAGCACAGCCACACCCUACAAGUGCCACUGCCUUCCCAACUUCACAGGGGCGCAGUGCGAGAGUCGCGUCGAGAAGUGCAGCUGCCUGAACGGCGGCUCGUGCCUCCCGGACGGCAGCUGCGGCUGCUCGGACGGCUGGAGCGGCGACCGCUGCGACAGGGCCAUUGACCUUGAACCCGACUGCACGUGUCAGAACGGCGGCUCGUGCAAAGACAAGGACAGCGGUGGGUAUUACUGCGAGUGUCCCGCCGGCUUUGAAGGUCUGCAGUGCGAGAGCAACGUUGACGACUGCCAGGGUAGGCAGUGCGAGGACGGCAAAGUCUGCGUCGACCUUGUCAAUGGACACGAGUGCCGCUGUCCGGAGGGCUUCAGAGGCCCCAACUGUACUGAGGACAUGGACCACUGCGUUGACCACAGGUGUGCCAAUGGAGCCAGCUGCCGCGACGGCGUAACCAACUACACCUGCGUUUGCACAGAAGGCUGGACAGGACCUUUGUGCAUGGACAAUGUGGAUGAAUGCAAUCGCACCGCCAACAUCUGUAACAAUGGAAUCUGCGUUGACCGUCCUGGUGGAUAUGACUGCUACUGUCGUCCCGGCUUUUCUGGGACGCAUUGCGACCUCGACUUUGACGAAUGUCUCUCCCACCCUUGCAAAAACGGCGCCUCUUGCACCAACAUGGUUAAUGGGUACAACUGCACCUGCCAGAUAGGCUACACAGGCAAGGACUGUGAGACGAACAUCGACGAUUGUGUGUCUUCUCCUUGUCAGAAUGGAGGGUCUUGCAUUGAUGGUGUGGCUUCGGUGACCUGCAUUUGCCCUGAGGGCAUAGAGGGUCCUUUGUGUGAGACAAACAUCGACGACUGCAAAUCUGAUCCCUGUCAAAACGGGGGACUGUGUGUGGAUGGAAUCAAUCGGUUCGACUGUGAUUGUGCUGGAACUGGUUUUGAGGGGCCUUUGUGUGAAAACAACAUAAAUGAUUGUCUUCCCGACACUUGCAUGAAUGGAGCUACGUGUGUGGACAAGGUGAACGGCUUCAAUUGCACGUGCCACGCAGGUUACAUUGGCACAAGGUGCGAAAUCGACUUUAAAGAGUGUGAGCCAUCACCGUGUCAGUACAACGGCACUUGCCUCGAAUUGUCAGACCAGUCCUUGUACUCGCCCUCAAACCCGCUUGCUUACUUGCUGCCGGCCGAGUUUUCUUUUGAAAACGCGGCUGGUUUCGUCUGUUUUUGCCCAGCGGGCACCUCAGGCGACACGUGUCAGGUCAACAUUGACGAGUGCGCCUCGUCGCCGUGUCAGCAUGGCACGUGUCAGGACUUGCUGAACGCGUAUGAGUGCAAGUGUGAAAAGGGCUUCUCGGGCAUACACUGCGAGACGGACGUCAAUGAGUGCGAACCGGAUCCGUGCGAACACGGAACUUGCAGAGAUUUGCAGGCGGAUUACAUGUGUGAGUGCUUUGACGGGUAUGGCGGCCGCAACUGCAGCGUCAAGUUGACAGGGUGCGUAAGCCAGGAGGGGACAGAGCAGUGCAAAAACAACGGCACCUGCCACGCAUGGCUGCAGGGCGAGACCGACCACCGCUUUAACUGCACCUGUCCCAAGGGUUUCCAUGGCAGGACGUGCAGUAGAGCCACCACCCUGUCCUUUGUGAGCAACACAAGCUAUGUUCUGGUGCCCACUGCUCGUGAAGAGGGUUACGACAUCCAUUUCCGCUUCAGAACGACCCUCAACAGCGGACAGCUUGUAGCUGGCACAGGGUCACCAAGCCUUUUCUUCCUGGAACUGGUGUCCGGCCGACUCAACUUGGACACAGAUUUGUUGAACCGAAUUGACGGAGUUUUCAUUGGAUCAGACCUGAAUGACGGCAACUGGAAACACGUUUUUCUCUCUAUAAACUCGAGCCACGUAGUUUUGUCUGCCCUAGACGAGCAGAGUAUCUACCCCAUUCAGUGGAGUGAAAACGCCACCUCAAACGUCUUCAGCAACACAAGGUUGGGAGGCUCUUCCUUCCGCAGGGCAAAUUUUGUUGGCUGCAUGGAGGAUGUGGUGGUUAACGGAAAGUGGGUUCUGCCGCCUCCGGGGGCAAGUGCUGCACUGGUGGACGAGGAUCAGGGUGACGUUGCCCAAACCAACUACUAUGGCGUUGAGGCAGGUUGCACACGUGAAGAAAAGUGCAUUCCAAACCCCUGCCAAGCUGGAGGCACUUGUACUGACCUGUGGACAACCUUCUCGUGUGCCUGUCAACGACCUAGACUUGGACGCACCUGCCAAUAUGAGAUGAUUGCGGCCACAUUUGGCCAUGAGAAAGCUCCUGAGGGAUUUGUGACUGUCCAGGCCAGUGAUGAGUCGAGACGAAGCCUUCGACAGGUGGUUGCUAUCUCAAUGUUUGUCCGAACCAGAAAGCCAGAUGGUGUUCUUUUCCACUUGGGUGCCGUCGACAGUGACACAGUGAUUUGGGCUCAACUGGAGAAGGGUGAACUGUCCGUCCACGUCAACCUGAACAACAGCGAGAGCUACCACGUUGGUGGCACUCGAUUGGAUGACGGUCACCUCCAUCUGAUCGAGGUUGUGCGGAACUUGACUCUGGUGACCGUCCGCAUCAACGGCACCGAGUACUUGCGCAAGACAUACCCGUUCGGGGCCAACCUGAACGCGCCCCUCCUCUAUCUGGGUGGAAAACCGCCUCCAGACGCACCUUCGACCGAAUCGGUCCGCACAGUUCGGCAGGCUUUGACCCCCGCUGCCCUGGUCGACGCCUCGUCAGGGGCCCUGCCUGUCCCUUUCAAGGGCAUCCUGCAGGACGUUCAGCUCUCCAACGGCUCUUAUACCCUUGCUGUUGAAUUCUACCCUUUGAAUGUGACUCAGCUAUCCAGUAGACAUGGGCUUCUUUUUCUAUCCUGCUCCAAUGGUCAGGUUGCUGGCUCUUUUACUAUGUUAAAACGAUUGAGGUGGUGCUGCAGGACAUCGUGUCCAGUGGUUCAAAUUGAAAAUUUGAAGGUCCCUGCACCGUUCGGAGAGGUGAUGUUCGAACCACUGGCCGUGCUGGCCGGAGUCGUUUCGGACGACGCGUGUCGCGAUUCACCGUGCGCCAACGGAGGUGAAUGCCGCGUCACCUGGAACGACUUUGAGUGCAAGUGCCAGGUAGGCUACAAGGGCAAGACCUGUCUGGAGAUGGAGUUCUGCAGACUGAACAACUGUCCCGCGCACACACAAUGCGUCGACGUGGACGCAGGGUUCGAGUGUGUGGCCAAAGCCACCUUCGACGGCCGCCAUCCACCUUUGAUCUUCAAGCCUCCGCAACGAACUGACCUGUGGUGGGGUCCAACUAAGGCGUCUGUUGAAUUCCGAUCGGCUUUUGACGGUGAGUUGUUGGCGAUUCGCGGCCCUGAGGGCCCGAACUAUGACGGCGACUCACUCGUUUUUUCGGUCAGCGACGGCGGCUCGGUGGUGCAUGUAGCCGCCACCGUAGCCAACUGGACGUGGUCAUGGAAGCGCGAGUUGCUCGAGCCGGGUAACUGGACGCGAGUGUCCCUCCGCACGGACGCUCUGGGUCACCUGAUUGCCAGCGUGGAAGACGGGGUUGAUUCCGAUGAGGCUCUCGCCCCCACCGAAGCCAUCACCCAACUCAUGCGCUCCGGCAAGCUGGAGGUCGCCAGGUCCUACAGAGGAUGUUUAGCCACCGUCAAGGUUGCUGGCGUUCUUGCACCAUUUUUCACACCUGAUCAGAUAAAGGAAACAGACAAAUCAAGGCAUUGGAAUCUCGCCUCCACCGCUGCACCCCAACUGGACUGCGCCCUUUGUUUUGAGGACGAGUGUGAAAACGGCGCGAGUUGCCGCAAUCCCGAAGACUCUUAUGAGUGUGCCUGCCCUGACGGCUUCAGCGGCCGCACCUGCGACAUCAACAUCGAUGAGUGCGCCCAAAACCUGUGCGUCAACAACUCAACCUGCGUUGACGGCAUUGCUAACUACACCUGUCUGUGCCAACCAGGAUACGAGGGCAUUCAUUGCGAAUUUGAAACUAAUGAGUGCGAGAGUUCUCCGUGCGAGAACAACGGGACGUGCCAUGACCUGUUGGCUGCCUUCAAAUGCGACUGUCCAGAGGAAUUUGUUGGAGACCGCUGCGAGAGUCCGCGUAGGGUCACCUGUGAAAACGCACCUUGCUUCAACAAGGCCAAAUGCAUUGAUGUUCCAAACCCGAAGUCUGGAGACAACUUCACUUGCGAGUGCCGAGAAGGGUUUGAAGGGGUGCACUGCAAGAUAGCCUUCUGCGAGUCAAUUCCGUGCUCAAAUGGAGCAGUUUGCGAUGCCCUUACACCAAAGUGCGUAUGCCCACCUGGCUACGAAGGAAGGUUCUGCGAAUUGGAAAUCAACGAGUGUCUGUCCAACCCUUGUCUGCAUGGCGGGCAGUGCCUUGACCUCCCAGCCACCUAUUCCUGCGACUGCACCGGCACAGGGUUUUCUGGAACAAAGUGCCAGGAAGACAUUGACGAGUGUGUGGACGCUACGAACUUAUGUGGUCAGGGCACCUGCAUCAACCUGUUAGGAAACUUCGAGUGUGUCUGCACAGACAGCAACUUUUGUGGAAUUUCCUGCAACUUGACCAACCGGUGCACUGAAACUUCAUGCCAAAAUGGGGGCACUUGCAAACCAGAUUGCAGCAUCAAAGAGGAUUUCUCUUGCACUUGUCCUCCAGAGUGGACAGGACCUUUAUGUGAAAAUAGUAUGGAAGGUGAAUCGGAAGGCCAGGGUGUGGACAUUGCACUGAUCAUCGUGCCCAUUGUGUGCAUCCUGGUGCUGGUGGGCGUGGUGGCCCUGGCCAUCUUCGUGUCCCUGGCACGCAAGAAACGCGCCACCAGGGGCACCUACAGCCCCUCGCAGCAGGAGUACUGCAAUCCGCGCCUCGAACUGGACCACGUGCUGAAGCCACCGCCAGAGGAGAGACUCAUUUGAUGAUAGAGCAAAGAGAAGGAGAGCCUCUUAUUGAUAAGACUGCUGUGAUUUGACCCUCAGACCAAGCGAGCGAGCCCAAACUCUUCAUAUAAUUAUAAAUAGUUUCCAAAAGAAAAUUUAAAACCAACUUGUGCGCCGCUCAAGACAAAUUUACUCAUUAAGACUUGGCUUUUUUAAUUAUGUGUAUUUGUUGAUUAAGUAGUUUUUACCAUGUAAUAAUUAUAUACUGUGGUUAUAUAUAUCCAACGAGACAAUCAUCCCUCAUAAAGCGCCGUCCGAGCAAGUAACAAUAAAACUCACACCAUUUUUUAACAA